This is a messenger RNA of Aegilops tauschii subsp. strangulata, 500 nucleotides long. Lineage: Eukaryota; Viridiplantae; Streptophyta; Magnoliopsida; Poales; Poaceae. The record is from RefSeq and is a predicted model, not a curated record.
GCUUCUCGUUCUCUCUCUCGCACUCUGCUCAUCUUCUCCCGGUAAAAUUCACUACUGCACUGCACAGAUGUCCUCGUGCGCAUUCGCCGGAGGCCGAGUUGCUGCGUCUACGAUCAUCAACUCCAUCGUCAACAUCUUCGCCGCCGGGCUCCGUUUCACCAAGCUGUGCAUCGAUUUGGAGUUCAAUGAAGCUGGCGACCCACGGGUCUUCGAGAAUUUCCUGCUGCUGGACAAAUCCAUCACCUGUUUCAAGCUAUUUAUCACUGCUUAUCGUGAUGUUCAUGCCAACGGAUUCGGGACGUCUCCGGUCUCCUGCUUGGUUGGGCUGUUCCUUCACCUCUUCACUAUUCUGAUUUAUCUCUACAAGAAUCACAAGCCUUGGGCUAGAGCUUGGGUACGUAAAAUAAUACGUAUAACCUUCAUGUAGUAUUAUUUUUUCUUCUAUUCCCUUUUACACAAGCUGGUCCACGAAGUCGCUGUGACGAAUGGAAAAUGUACGC